AUGUCUUCAAUGGAAAUAUCCAUGUCUUGCAAAUUUUGUCUUGACGAACUCGAUGUAGAUGAUGUUGAAAAUCACGGAUGUUUUCUUGGGCGGAUUGACGACGUCCGAGCUGAUGAAAACGGAGUAUUAUUCUUGUUGGACUCCAGUAACAAUGAAGCUGAGCUUUCAGUACCUACUAGUAAUACUGAUUCUCCAAAGAACUUUGAUGAGCUAUUAAUUACUGAGGUACAGAAAUAUCCAGCAUUGUACGAUCACCGGAUACCGAUUGAGCAACGAAGUCGUGCUAAACGCGAUAGCUGUUGGCGAAAAAUAUAUGUGAAUCUUCAAGACCUGCAAAAAAAAUGGAAAAAUGAGCGCGAUAAAUAUAUAAAGGCUAAGAAAGAAGAUCAAAAAUACGUACCAAGUGGAUCAGCUGCACAGAUAAAAAAGCCACCCGCUUACAGAAAUUAUGCUCUGAUGCGUUUUCUAGAUGACAUCAUAAAAAACAAAGAUACUACAUGCAACGUUCAGCUUCCUCCAUUAAGUGACCAGACUAUGGAACACAGUAAUCCAUACGAUAGCUCAAAUCCAGCUUCAUGCAGCCCUAGCUCCAGCGUUUGCAGUGCCAGCAGCCUUAUUGCAAACAAGUCAAAAAUUAAAAAGAGAAGAAGGGCGUCCAGCGAUAUUGAAGAAGCAUUGUUGGGGGCGAUUCGGCAACCGAUACAAAUGCCACCACCCCCAGUACCAUUGGAACUCACACCGCCACCUACACCACCCAUACACGUCACAGAGAUUGAAAGCUUCUGUAGAAGAUUGGCGGCUAGCUUACAGAGACUGGAUCAGAUAAAUCCCUCUGUUCGUGUAGAAGCAGAAAUAGAACUGCUACGAGUAUUAUUCCAAUGGGAAUACGGAACCAAACAAAAAACGAAUUAA
This is a messenger RNA of Athalia rosae (coleseed sawfly), 912 nucleotides long. RefSeq lists its product as uncharacterized. Lineage: Eukaryota; Metazoa; Arthropoda; Insecta; Hymenoptera; Athaliidae. The coding region runs from base 1 to 912 and encodes 303 amino acids. The transcript is spliced from 6 exons. Gene Ontology annotation, cellular component: nucleus; transcription regulator complex. The record is from RefSeq and is a predicted model, not a curated record. Gene Ontology annotation, biological process: regulation of transcription by RNA polymerase II.